This is a messenger RNA of Megalops cyprinoides (Indo-Pacific tarpon), 3293 nucleotides long. RefSeq names its product hook microtubule-tethering protein 3 (gene hook3). Gene Ontology annotation, molecular function: dynein light intermediate chain binding; microtubule binding. The transcript has 24 exons. Gene Ontology annotation, biological process: cytoplasmic microtubule organization; cytoskeleton-dependent intracellular transport. The record is from RefSeq and is a predicted model, not a curated record. The coding region runs from base 273 to 2498 and encodes 741 amino acids. Lineage: Eukaryota; Metazoa; Chordata; Actinopteri; Elopiformes; Megalopidae. Gene Ontology annotation, cellular component: centrosome; cytoplasm.
GCGAGAGGGAGAAACCGGUGGAGUAGCUGUGCGUCCCUCCGUGGCUGUUUUAGCUAGAAUCUGUCGCUAUUUCUCUUUUAAUCGACAUCAGAGACUGUUUGAAGAGCUAGCCAUAACGGGAGUGGGACUGAUACAGCGGUGAAAAACCCAGACAGACCUCUUCCGCACGCUUUGUCUUUGUCAGACGUCUUGUGAUUGUAUUACUGUGCGGUAACGGUGUAUUUAAAGGAUAACGUUUCUCGUUGGCUUGAUCUUGUGGAUAUUUAUCUACGAUGAGUACUUUGGAGUCUGUGGAUCGGGUCGAAUUGUGCGAAAGCCUUUUGACAUGGAUCCAGACCUUUGGGGUUGAGGCGCCAUGCAAAACAGUAGAAGACCUCACAAGUGGGGUUGUAAUGGCACAGGUCCUUCAAAAAAUAGAUAUUGUAUAUUUUAACGACAACUGGAUAAGUCGGAUAAAAUCUGAAGUUGGGGAUAAUUGGAGAUUAAAGGUCAGCAAUUUAAAGAAAAUAUUGAAGGGAAUUUUGGAUUACAACCAUGAGGUGCUGGGCCAGCAGAUCAAUGACUUCACCCUCCCAGACGUCAACCUGGUCGGGGAGCACUCGGACGCAGCCGAGCUGGGCAGGAUGCUGCAGCUCAUCCUCGGCUGCGCAGUCAACUGCGAGCAGAAACAAGAAUACAUCCAGACCAUAAUGAUGAUGGAGGAGUCUGUACAGCAUGUUGUCAUGACAGCAAUUCAAGAGCUGAUGAGCAAAGAGACCCCUGUCAUGGCAGGAAACGACUCGUACGUCGACCUCGACAGACAGCUGAAGAAAACUGUGGAGGAGCUCAAUGAUGCUCUGGCGACCAAAGAAGAAAUUGCUCAGCGCUGUCAUGAGUUGGACAUGCAGGCAUACCUUGUUCAAGAGGAGCGAGAUAGACUGAGAUUAGAGUAUAUUGAACUAGAGGAGAGGGUGGCAGCGCUGCAGGAGGAGAAGGGCAGCCUGCUGGCAGAGAACCAGAUCCUGAUGGAGCGACUCAACCAGUCCGACUCCAUCGAGGACCUCAACAGCCCGGCCGGGCGGAGGCACCUACAGCUGCAGACCCAGCUGGAGCAGCUCCAGGAGGAAACCUUCAGGCUGGAGGCGGCGAAGGACGACUACAGGAUACGCUGCGAGGAGCUGGAGAAGGAGAUCGUGGAGCUGAGGGCGCAGAACGAGGAGCUGACCUCCCUGGCGGACGAGGCGCAGUCGCUGAAGGACGAGAUGGACGUGCUCCGGCACUCCUCUGACAAAGUGUCCAAGCUGGAGGGGAUGGUAGAAUCCUACAAGAAGAAGCUAGAGGACCUGGGUGACCUGAGGAGGCAAGUGAAGCUGCUGGAGGAGAAGAACACCCUGUAUAUGCAGAACACAGUCAGCCUGGAGGAGGAGCUGAGGAAGGCCAACACGGCCAAGGGACAGCUGGAGACCUACAAGAGACAGGUGGUGGAGCUUCAAAACAGACUCUCCGAAGAGUCCAAAAAGGCUGACAAGAUGGAGUUUGAGUACAAGCGCCUCAAAGAAAAAGUGGACUCUCUUCAAAAAGAGAAAGAUCGCCUGCGAACGGAGAGGGAUUCCCUGAAGGAGACCAUCGAGGAGCUGCGCUGUGUCCAGGCACAGGAAGGCCAGCUCACUGCAGGCUUGGGUCCGCUGGGCAGCAGCGACGCCUCAGACCUGCUGGCGGCAGAGUACGUCACACCUGAGAUUCGGGAGAAGCUGAUACGACUGCAGCACGAGAACAAGAUGCUGAAGCUGAACCAGGAGGGGUCGGACAACGAGAAGAUCGCCCUGCUGCAGAGCCUGCUGGAGGACGCCAACAGCAGGAAGAACGAGCUGGAGACUGAGAACAGGCUGGUGAACCAGAGACUGAUGGAGGGCCAGUCUCAGGUGGAGGAGCUGCAGAAGUCUCUACAGGAGCAGGGCUCCAAGGCGGACGAUUCAAUUAUCCUGAAGAAGAAGUGUGAAGAGCAUUUGGAGAAGCUUCGGGAAGCAACCAACGAGCUUCAGAAGAAGAACGCUUAUAUCGAAGACCUGGAGCCCAAAUACAACAGCAGCUCCCAAAAAGUUGAGGAGUUGGAGGAGGCCUUAAAAAAGAAAGAUGAGGACAUGAAACAAAUGGAGGAGAGGUACAAGAAGUACCUGGAGAAGGCCAAGAGUGUGAUCCGGACCCUUGACCCCAAACAGAACCAGGGCUCUGCUCCAGAGGUCCAGGCUCUGAAGAACCAGCUGCAGGAGAGAGACAGAAUGCUGCAUUCACUAGAGAAGGAGUAUGACAAGACAAAAACCCAGCGAGAUCAGGAGGAGAAGCUCAUUGUGUCUGCAUGGUACAACAUGGGCAUGGCACUGCAGAAGAAGGCUGCUGAGGACAGGCUGGCCAGCACGGGCUCGGGCCAGUCCUUCCUGGCCCGCCAGCGACAGGCCACCAGCACGCGCCGCUACCCGGGCCACGUCCAGUCCGCCACAGCAAGUGAUGUGAUUGCAUGACCUCCCCCCUUCCCCGCCCGGCCGGGUCGGCGGCUGCAUGACGUGCCGUUUGCAUGACUUUCAGUUGAGCCUGCAAAAUAACCCCAUCGACACUAACCCCUCCCCCGUGUGCCCACCGCGGUGCCCUGAGUGGGCGGAGCUCCUGCAGAGAGGAGACCCCUCCCCUCUCCCUCAACCUCCACCGAGGCCACCGUCUCCCUCCACUCACGGACGCGCUUGCUUGUGCUUCUAAAACUACUGCAUUCCCUUCAUGCUGCGGCCCAAGGCAAAGGCUGCUGUUUGUUUUUUGGGGGCGGGGCAGGGGCGUGGCUGGGCUGGGUGGAGUCUUGCCUCCUCCAUUCCCUGCAGUUAGCCAAUGGCUUCGUUUCCCCUCUGUCUCCUCCUGCUGCUACCAAGGUUCACCUCCUCUGGACUGACUUUGAAUGCUUUGCUCCCGGAAAAUACGGAAUAGUUGGAACAGUGUUGUGGGUAGGAGGGGCUACAUUGCAUUGUGAUGUCGAUCAGUGUUCUUAGUGUCACUCCUGGCUUCACAAGGGCAGCGAUCAAACAUGGCUAACUGGCUUUGCUUGAGUGGAACUUGCAUUUCACUGCUGCAAUUGGGCACCUUCUAAAAACAGCAGAAUAUUGAUAGAGCUGCCAUCUUGAAAUGUUGGGUUUUUGCUUUUCUGUUUCCAUUUUGUGUUUUUGGAAAGUUUAAAGGGGGGUUGAUAAUGUUGAUUUUAAACUUCCCUGUAAUUACUGCCUAUGACAGAAUGCAUGAGUUCCCCAAAGUUUUUUUUUUUUUUUUUUUUUUUC